CUCAUGUGACUGCCCUGGGACGAGAUCCCCAACGCUAACCUCCUUCUGGCAAUCACCCCCCCCACUACUCCACUAUUUUUUUUUUUGGCGAUAGAGAAUUCAGCAGAUGAUUGUCGAUUGCAGAUGAAGAUUCCUGGUUCGAAUGAUAGUUCUGCACCACCUGAUCCCCCGGUGAAUAGGGGACUCGACGACGAUCGAAAUGACGGAUGACUUUGAAACGGGGGACCUCUUCCAGGAUCCCGAGGACUUUUACGAGCCUGAAAAGGAACCUACCUUCGCCGAGCACCACAUGCUCUCCGGCCAGACUGUGCGCGUGCGCUUAGUCGGAGACCAUCCCCUUUAUGGCAACCUCCUCUGGAACGCUGGCCGAACAAGCUCCCACUACAUCGAAGAACGCGCGCACGACCUUAUUGAAGGGAAAGAUGUGCUCGAGAUCGGCGCCGCCGCCGGCGUCCCCAGCAUUGUCGCCGCGGUGAAGGGUGCCCGCACCUCCGUCAUGACCGAUUACCCAGAUCCCGAUCUCGUCGGCAAUAUGCGCUACAACGCGGAGAUGUCCGCGCCGUUAAUCCCCCCGGGCUCCUCGUUACACGUUGACGGAUACAAGUGGGGGAACCCGGUAGAACCGCUGUUGGCGUACCUCCCGGCUGGAUCGACGGGGUUCGAUGUGCUCAUCAUGGCGGAUGUGGUAUACAGUUACCCGGAGCACUGGAAUCUGAUCAAGACUAUGCAGAUGGCGCUGAAGAAAUCACCCAACUCAGUGGCCUUGGUGAUAUUUACCCCGUAUGAGCCGUGGUUUUUGCCCCGGACACAGACAUUCUUCCCGUUGGCCGAGCAGAAUGGGUUCCAGGUGACGAAGAUCUUUGAGAAGCUUAUGGAUGCGGUCUUGUUUGAGAAUGACCCUGGUGAUGAAAAGCUUAGGAGGACCGUUUUUGGGUACGAGCUUAGAUGGGCUGAAGAUCAACUAAAAUAGACGAGGCAUAGACUAGAUACCAUGGCGUUGGCUGGGAAAACAUAGCAUUGAGGUUACGCAAUGCACGAAGUGACGAAUCACGAAAUAAGUGUCGCUGACUUUUUCUGAAGUAUGAGUCCA
Molecule: messenger RNA, 1090 nt
Organism: Aspergillus alliaceus
Lineage: Eukaryota; Fungi; Ascomycota; Eurotiomycetes; Eurotiales; Aspergillaceae
Gene: efm7
Product: putative nicotinamide N-methyltransferase Nnt1
Exons: 3
Coding region: 200-970 (256 amino acids)
Biological process (GO): peptidyl-lysine dimethylation
Molecular function (GO): protein-lysine N-methyltransferase activity
Source: RefSeq, a predicted model, not a curated record